AUUUAUCUCAAAAAAAAAAAAAAAAAAAAUCCAUCCCUCCAAUAUGGGGCUAGGGCACGGAGAUUAAAUUGAAGCUUGGAAAACCAUGGCGUCUCCUCUUCUUGGAUCCGUUUCAUCUCCCCUCUGCUACUUGUCGCGGCCUUCUGCUCCGAGUCUUCCCUGCUUCAACCCCAACAGAGGAACUCUGCAUCUCGAGCGCCUCCAAUCAGAAUCGAGGGAGCUUAAGAAUAGAGUUUUUGUUCGGCGAGCGACGCUCGAUGAAUCCCCCGUCCUCGACCCCCCGCCCAGAUUCGAAGAGCCGGACCCCGAGGUCGUCGCUUCUUUGAAGCUAAAGUUGCUGGGUGCUGUUUCUGGGUUGAACAGAGGCCUUGCAGCUAAUGAAGAAGAUCUAAGAAGGGCAGACUCUGCAGCCAAGGAACUUGAGGCUUUGGGAGGUGUUGAUCUUACCAAAGACCUGGAUAAACUCCAAGGGAGGUGGAAGCUGAUUUAUAGCAGUGCUUUCUCCUCUCGUACAUUAGGUGGAAGCCGUCCCGGACCUCCAACAGGCCGUCUGCUUCCAAUUACUCUUGGACAGGUUUUCCAGCGGAUAGAUAUCCUCAGCAAAGAUUUUGCUAACAUAGCGGAGAUUCAGUUUGGCGCUCCAUGGCCACUUCCACCACUUGAGGCGACUGCUACGUUAGCUCAUAAGUUCGAGCUUAUUGGAAGCUCAAGCAUAAAAAUAAUAUUUGAGAAAACUACAGUCAAGCCUACUGGAAGCUUCUCGCAGCUUCCUCCUUUCGAAGUUCCCAGGCUUCCAGAUGCACUAAGACCUCCUUCAGACUCAAGGAGUGGUGACUUUGAAGUGACUUACCUUGAUGCCGAUACUCGCAUUACCCGAGGUGACAGAGGGGAGCUCAGGGUGUUUGUGAUCUCAUAAAGCCUGCGAGCCAUUUCACUUGUUCAAAAAUUCUUUCAUCCAAAGGACAUGCAGUGGUGCUGUAUUUUAUGCAGGGUGUUUCUUCAUGAUUUGUGAAGUCUAAACAUUUACUCUUACGAAAUACAGCUUUUACAGCUUAAUGGCUCUUCGGUCUGCUGAGUAUGGUUUUUGGUUGAUAGUUUUUUUUUUAAAAAAAAUGGCCUCUACAUUAUUGAGGCCUUUGUUUCUUAUUUUUAUUUCAUUACUAGAAAUGGGGUGGUAGUCCACUUUCUUUC
Molecule: messenger RNA, 1191 nt
Organism: Phoenix dactylifera (date palm)
Lineage: Eukaryota; Viridiplantae; Streptophyta; Magnoliopsida; Arecales; Arecaceae
Gene: FIB4
Product: Plastid-lipid associated protein PAP / fibrillin family protein
Source: RefSeq, a predicted model, not a curated record